CUCCACGCCAACGAUUCCAUCAUGGCCACGGCCGCUGAGCAGGCGACGGCAUUUCAUACCUUCUUCGCCCCCGUCUUGGACGGUAUCGACCAGCGCAUACAAGCGGCUGCUCAGCCCAGCGAUCUCGACGAAGCGCUACAAGCCGUGAUCGACGCUCGUGCCACGCUACAAGAAAGGGACCGAGAAGCUGGACUUACGAAGCGUGAUCGCGAGCAGUACGAGCGGCGCCUUGCCCGACUACAGAGCCAGGUCAUCUCACGCAGGUCCACGCUCCAACCCGCAGCCUCAUCCUCGCGCUUCUCCUUUCGAAGGACGGCCGCCAAGGCAGAGGCGGCAACGUCAGAAGGCAGCGCAUCUUCCUCGUACAACCUCGCCAUGUCGCCCGCUCCUUCGCCACCCCUCGAGCAAGGCGAGACGGCAGGCGGCAUCCAAGUCACUCUCCAGACAAACCGCACGAUCACCUUCAAGGACCUGGCCAAGGCCGCGAGCUCGCAGGAUGCGCCGCUCUCGUUGUCCCUCUCACACCUCACGGACUGCAUCGUCGACUUGCGCGGAGAUCGCCCGCACAUCGUAGCCCUCACGGCCACUAACCUCAAGCGCUGCGCCGUCCUCCUCCCGCGCAUAGACGGAAGCCUGAUGCUCACGCGACUCGAGGACUCGCUGCUGGUCGUCGAGGCUUGCAGGCAAUUGCGCGUCUACUCUUCGAAGCGUGCAGUGGUGGAUGUCGCUGCGGGCGGGGUGGCCUCGCCAAUCACUCUCGAAUCGUGCGAGGCGAUGCGAGUGACGAGUGGAGUCAAGGUGCAGGACUUUGAUCAGCCUGGAGCUGGGCCGAGUGCGGAGCCGACGAAGAGCUGGCGCGGUAUUCAAGAUCGGGAAGCCCAGCAUCUCGAGGCGCUCAAAGAGACGCCCAGUGCGGAGGCUCUGGCGGACAUUCUCUCCCGCCUCUUCAGCCCAGCCGCAGCUCCUGACACGUCCUCGUCGCCGUAUCUCGCGGCCGACUCGGGCUUGCUCCUCGUCUUCUCCUCCCCGGGCACGCAGGCCACGCAAAGCGAGUUCCACGAGUGGUACGACGAGGAACACGUACCCCUGCGUGUAGGUGCGCGGGGCUUUCCUGAAUUCCGGUCAGCAGCGAGAUAUUCGUGCUCCACGCUUACCUCCCCCUCAGCCACGGCAUCUCCCGCAUUCCAGGCCGAGUGGGGCGCCGCCUACACCAUCAGCUCCAACGCCUUGUACAACGACGCGAGAUACACUGCCCUGCGCUCGAAUCGCAGCCCGAGGGAGGCGGAUUUGGUCAAGAGGCUGGGUGUGCUGGACCGCCGGAUAUACAAGACGAUGGGCGAUUCGCGAGCUUCAAAGGAACCGCGUGGCGACGUGAGGCCGCAGCCUAAGGAGCAGAUCGAGGAGGAGGCGUGUCGCGUAGAGGUCACAGGCUUUCAUGCGGAGCAGUCGGAGGCAGAGGUAGCGAAGUGGUUUGCGGACGAGGCCAAGCCUGCGUUGCUGAAGAGGGAGGGGGUCACGCGCGUCCGACUACUCCUGCUCAUCGAUGCGCUGAUCAAUGGCGUGGAGGCGGGCGAGGGGAACGCGGACGCCAAGGACGUGCCGCGGUGGGCAUUGUAUAUUGAAGGAGCGGAGGGGGUGGAAGGUGUGACGACGCAGGUGGUCAAGCUGCCGGGCGCAGAGAACAGGACGGAGGUCAGGAUGAUGAAGCUCUACAGGGCUUGGGACCCGGUCAGAGCUUUGCAGGCGUGCGCGAAUUGAAGUCGCAUUGCAGAUUACCCGUCGCUCGCCCCACACCCUCACUUGCUCUUCUUCUGCACGUCCCUCGCCGCCUUUUGCACCUGCUCCCUCCUCUUCUCCGCCUUCUCAUGCGCACGCUUGUCGCCCCAGAAUCCCUUGCCAAUGGCCUUCUUCCUCUGCUUCAUCAUGUGCG
This is a messenger RNA of Jaminaea rosea, 1930 nucleotides long. RefSeq lists its product as hypothetical. Bases 22 to 1758 code for a protein of 578 amino acids. Lineage: Eukaryota; Fungi; Basidiomycota; Exobasidiomycetes; Microstromatales. Gene Ontology annotation, cellular component: cytoplasm. The record is from RefSeq and is a predicted model, not a curated record. The transcript has 2 exons. Gene Ontology annotation, biological process: post-chaperonin tubulin folding pathway; tubulin complex assembly.